UUAUCUUAUUCAAGAACUUAUGGAAACUGACAUGCAUCGUGUCAUUCGCACUCAAGAUUUGAGCGACGAUCAUUGUCAAUAUUUCAUCUAUCAAACCUUGCGUGCUCUUAAAGCUUUGCAUUCGGCGAACGUUCUUCACCGAGAUCUUAAACCUAGCAAUUUGUUACUCAACGCGAAUUGCGAUUUGAAGGUCUGUGAUUUUGGACUUGCCAGAAGUGCAAACUCCAGUGAUGAACAUAGCGGCUUCAUGACAGAAUAUGUUGCCACUCGUUGGUAUCGUGCCCCUGAAAUUAUGUUAACAUUCAAAGAAUACACCAAGGCCAUUGACGUGUGGUCGGUUGGGUGUAUCUUGGCUGAAAUGUUAAACGGAAAACCACUAUUCCCCGGAAGAGAUUAUCAUCAUCAAUUGACAUUAAUUCUCGACGUCCUUGGUACACCGACCAUGGAGGAUUUCUAUGACAUCAAGAGUCGAAAG
This is a messenger RNA of Acaulospora colombiana, 475 nucleotides long. The record is from the annotation of a GenBank genome assembly. Lineage: Eukaryota; Fungi; Glomeromycota; Glomeromycetes; Diversisporales; Acaulosporaceae.